AAUUGGUGAGGACCACACAACUUGUCAUCUGUCGAUACAACAAGGCGUCGAGCUGACUCAGAUUAAUGAGUUAAUGGGACCCACAAUCACCUCUCUUUUUAAGGCCCAAUUAUCAACGUCCUUGUCUCACGGGCCCAUGACAGCUGCCCUUGUACCCCGUUUGCCCUACCUUUUUUUUCUCUUUCAAUAACUCACUGCAGUUGACACGUGCGGUGAUCUUCGCUCGUGCGCCAGCUAAGAUCCGAGUUCCUGCUACGUGGCAGUUAGGUAAAGGUCUUAAGGUUUGUUAAGAUUUGAUCACUAAAGAUUCGUCGGGUGUGACACGUGGAUUGAUUAAUGAUCUCGGCCGUUGCUUAAUUCGAAUGGUCUAUCUCUAGGCUCUAGCCAAUAGCUACUUUCCUUUUGGGCGGUUGUAAAAGGUAGGACGAGUACGACUUACACACACAACGAAAGAAAUCCGGGUUAAACCGGUUAAACCGAUAUUAAUCGAUUUUGUAAAGCUCCACGCCUUGUCAUAUAUUCAACCAAUUAUGUAAUGCCAUUUGUACAACUCCACGUAAACCCCCGUAUUGACAUUACCAAAUGGGCCGGUUCGUGGCUCAAAGUAGGCCCAUUAUAAUGGGUUUUGUAAUCAACGGUCGCUAAUGUUUUCAGUCUAUCGGUGCCGAGAUGGAUCACCGGGAAAACAUUGACCGGCGACUUCUGCUAUGGUUCUUCGCCGUAGCGACCGCCGUGAAACUUCUUCUCAUCCCAUCCUACAGGAGCACCGAUUUCGAGGUCCACCGUAACUGGCUCGCUAUCACAAACUCUCUUCCUCUUACGAAAUGGUACUUCGACGAGACUAGCCAAUGGACACUCGAUUAUCCUCCAUUCUUCGCCUACUUCGAACGCUUCCUCUCAAUUUUCGCGCGUCUUAUCGAUCCCAGAAUUGUAGAUCUUCAAUCAGGACUCGACUACAGCUCCGAAUCUGUAAUUUACUUCCAACGGAUCAGCGUAAUCGUCUCGGAUCUAUGUCUUCUCUGCGGUGUCUACAGAUUGACUCGAAAAUUGGAACCGAUGAAGCGAAAUCUGAUCUGCGCAAUGGUGAUUUGGUCUCCGGGGCUAUUGAUCGUAGAUCACAUUCAUUUCCAGUACAAUGGAUUUCUACUGGGUUGGUUAUUGCUUUCGAUUUCGUUUCUUCAAGAAGGGAGAGAUCUGCUGGGUGGGUUUUUAUUCGCCGUUCUUCUAUGCUUUAAGCAUUUGUUCGCCGUCGCUGCUCCGGUUUACUUUGUUUAUCUCCUUAGGCAUUAUUGCUGGUCCGGUUUAGUUACUGGUUUCCGACGGCUUGUAACUAUUGGUGCGGUGGUUGUGGCGGUUUUUGCUGCUGCUUAUGGACCUUUUAUCUAUCAUGGACAGAUACAACAAGUCAUCAGUCGAAUGUUUCCUUUCGGGAGAGGAUUGUGCCAUGCAUACUGGGCACCUAAUUUUUGGGUUUUCUAUAUAAUACUCGACAAAGGGCUUGCCUUUUUGCUGCGAAAGCUCGGAUUUGAAAUUCAGAUUCCUUCCGCAUCUUUCACUGGAGGAUUAGUUGGAGAUUCUUCGCCUUUUGCAGUUCUUCCUCAGAUCACGCCAUUGACAACAUUUGCAAUGGUAUUACUUGCUAUAUCUCCAUGUCUCAUCAAAGCCUGGAAAAAAACGCACCCUGGGCAUGUCGCUAGAUGGAUAGCUUAUGCAUAUACAUGCGGUUUUCUGUUUGGAUGGCACGUCCAUGAGAAAGCAUCGCUUCAUUUCACCAUCCCACUUUCAAUCGUUGCAGUGCAGAGUCUAGAAGAUGCUAAACAUUACUUUCUGGUUUCUAUAGUUUCUUGCUAUUCGCUCUUUCCGCUCUUAUAUGAGCCGCAGGAAUACUCGAUCAAGGUUCUGUUGCUGUUACUGCAUUCCAUGAUAAUGUGGCUUGGCUUUGUGGCUCAGUACACAAACAAUAAUAAGGUUCAGAAGGAGAAUAGAGUAAGCAAGAGCAAGCUUAGGAUUGGAUGUUUUGAGAAGAGCUAUCUAAUGGGUUUAGUUAUAGUAGAGAUAGUGUCUCAGUUCUUGCAUCCAUAUUAUCUAGGUGAUAAAUUUCCAUUUUUGCCGUUAAUGUUGAUCUCAACAUAUUGUACCGUUGGUAUUAUGUACUCUUGGAUUUGGCAGAUCCGGAAGAUCCUGACAUGACAUAUAGAUUCAUGUAUUAGUUAACUUGAGGCAUAUGAUUUUAAUACGACGUUAAGCAUAUACAUGAGAUUUUUUUA
Molecule: messenger RNA, 2267 nt
Organism: Arabidopsis lyrata subsp. lyrata
Lineage: Eukaryota; Viridiplantae; Streptophyta; Magnoliopsida; Brassicales; Brassicaceae
Product: probable dolichyl pyrophosphate Glc1Man9GlcNAc2 alpha-1,3-glucosyltransferase
Exons: 4
Coding region: 670-2190 (506 amino acids)
Biological process (GO): protein N-linked glycosylation
Cellular component (GO): endoplasmic reticulum membrane
Molecular function (GO): dolichyl pyrophosphate Glc1Man9GlcNAc2 alpha-1,3-glucosyltransferase activity
Source: RefSeq, a predicted model, not a curated record